Molecule: messenger RNA, 8696 nt
Organism: Alligator sinensis (Chinese alligator)
Lineage: Eukaryota; Metazoa; Chordata; Crocodylia; Alligatoridae
Gene: AHCTF1
Product: AT-hook containing transcription factor 1
Exons: 36
Coding region: 26-6877 (2283 amino acids)
Molecular function (GO): protein binding
Source: RefSeq, a predicted model, not a curated record
CGCAAGAAUAUAUGAAAAGUGAAGUAUGCGAGACCUAACAGCUCAGGUAACAAGCAGUCUGCUGCAGUUUCCAGAAGUGACUAUCCAAGCGCUCGGGGAAGAUGAGAUAACUUUGGAGUCUGUACUUCGGGGAAAGUUUACUGGAGGGAGGAAUGGACUGGCUUAUCUGACAUGUGGUCCUCAACUGGAAGUAGUAAACUCUGUUACAGGAGAGCGACUAUCUGCAUAUCGUUUCAGUGGAGUAAAUGAGCACCCUCCUACUGUUCUUGUGGUAAAGGAGUUUUCCUGGCAAAAAAGAAUUGGACUGUUAGUUGGACUGGAAGAAGCAGAAGGUAGUGUUCUUUGCCUGUAUGACCUGGGAAUAUCAAGAGUGGUUAAAGCAGUUGUUCUUCCAGGAAGGGUAACUGCUAUAGAACCCAUAAUAAGUCACGGAGGAGCCAGUGUGAGCACCCAGCAUUUGCACCAGAGUCUACGAUGGCUUUUUGGUGUGGCAGCCGUGGUAACAGAUGUUGGACAUAUCCUUCUGGUGGAUCUUUGUCUGGAUGAUUUGUCAUGUAGUCAGAAUGAAGUAGAAGCAUCAGACCUAGAAGUGAUCACUGGGAUCCCUGCUGAAAUCCCACAAAUAAGAGAAGCUGUGAUGAGAGAAGGGAGACAUCUUUGUUUCCAGCUGUUGAACCCAUCAGGCACAGCAGUAUCCACCCUGUGUUACAUAAGCAGGAGCAACCAGCUGGUUGUGGGUUUCUCAGAUGGCUAUCUUUCACUGUGGAAUAUGAAAACCUUGAAGAAAGAGUAUCACUUUCAGUUAGAAGGAGGAAGGAUUCCUGUGUAUGCCGUUACUUUUCAAGAACCUGAAAAUGAUCCCCGCAACUGCUGUUACUUAUGGGCUGUUCAGUCCACGCAAGAAAGUGAAGGUGAUGUUGUGAGUUUACAUCUGCUGCAGUUGGCCUUUGGUGACAGAAAGCGCUUGGCAUCCGGACAAAUUAUGUAUGAGGGCUUGGAGUAUUGUGAAGAAAGGUACAGUCUAGACCUCACAGGUGGUGUCUUUUCCUUAAGAGGACAGACGAGCAAUACCAAAUUGCUUAGUUGUCAGACCAUAGAAAAAUUUCGAAUCCAUGUUGACAGAGAAGAUGGCAUGAAUGAAGUGAUAUCUCCUGAUACCAGUGUGUCAGUCUUCAGCUGGCAAGUGAACACAUAUGGUCAGGGCAAACCAUCUACUUAUUUGGGCAUAUUUGACAUAAAUCGUUGGUAUCAUGCUCAGAUGCCAGAUUCUUUAAGACCAGGGGAAUUUCUUUAUAAUUGCCCCUAUUUUGCAUUAUGGUCACUGGACGCUGUUGUGAGUAUGACUUCUCCACACCACAUCUUGGAUCUUCUGGUACAUGAAAGAAGCUUAAGUCGUGGAGCUCCUCCUUCUUACCCACCACCUGAGCAGUUUUUUAAUCCAAGCACCUACAAUUUUGAUGCUACUUGUUUAUUGAACUCUGGAGUUGUUCAUCUGACUUGCACUGGGUUUCAGAAAGAGACCUUGGAUUUUUUAAAGAGAUCUGGUCCUUCUUUAAAUGAAGCCAUUCCUGAUAGCUACAAUAGAUGUCUUGUAGCUGGUUUGCUGUCUCCAAGACUAGUUGAUGUACAGCCCUCUAGUUUAAGUCAGGAGCAACAGUUGAAAGCUAUACUAUCAGCUGCUGUCCAGACAAGUUCCUUAGGACUUCUUACUGGCUCCAUCAAACACUGGACAGCUGAAGAACAACCGAGUUCUGCUGCUAACCUGCGCUUCGUUCUUGAGUGGACAUGGAAUAAAGUAAUUUGCACAAAAGAAGAAUUUCACCGUAUAUGUGUUCCACUGUUCGAUGGCUCAUGUAAUUUCAUUGAUCCACAAACCAUACAAUCUCUUCAGCACUGUCAGUUGCUUCUGAGCAAUCUUAGUACGGUCUUAAACUGCUUUCUAACAGAAGCACAAGAGCUGACUGACAAAGGUCUUACAGAUUUGACAAACAAGCAAGUUGUAACCAGCCUUAUAUCUCACUAUGUACAAGUGGUCAUCUGGUUUUGCAGGUCCAAUCUACUUCCAGAGGGUCUAGAUGAUAUGCAAUUGUCUAGGCCAUUUUACAAUUAUCAACUAAUACAAAGUUACUAUACUGGUCAUCGACAGAAACUUGAACGUUUGUCAAGAGGGAAAUGGGACUCAGAUUGCUUGAUGAUUGAUGGACUACUUUCCCAGUUAGGCAGUCCAGUCGAGAAAUUGUGGCGAAGAGAUGAAGGAGGAACUGGAAAAUACCCCCCUGCCAGCCUACAUGCACUGCUUGAUCUCUAUUUGUUAGAAAAUAUUGAAGAAACUUACAAACAUGCAAUUUCAAUUUAUUUGCUGCUAGAUAUUAUGCAGUUCUUUCCAAACAAAACAGAGACAUCAAUUGACUCAUUCCCAACUGCUUUUGCUAUCCCUUGGGGUCUGGUGAAGCUUAUUCAAGGCUUUUGGCUUUUGGAUCACAAUGACUAUGAGAAUGCAUUGACCCUUCUGUUUCAUCCAGCUACAAUCAAAACCAUGUCAUGGCAACAUAUGAAAAUUAUUCAAGCUCUGAUGUGUCAAGGAGAGCAUAGACGAGCCCUGAGAUAUAUACAGAUGAUGAAGCCAGCCAUGUCAAAUAGCAGUGAAGUGCAGCUUCAUCUCACCGUGUUAUUGUUUAAUAGGUGCAUGGUAGAGGCUUGGAGUCUAUUGCGGCAGCACUCCACCAGGCUAAAUAUAGAAGAGCUGUUAAAACACAUGUUUGAAAUCUGCCAGGAGAUGGGGCUAAUGGAAGAUUUACUUAAACUACCAUUCACCAGUACUGAACAAGAGUGUUUAGAGAAGUUUUUGCAAACCUGUGCUGGUGUUCAGAAUCAUGAGUUCCUGUUAGUCCACCAUCUCCAGCGUGCCAACUACAUCCCAGCAUUACAGUUGAAUCAAUCAUUAAAGGUUAAUCUCAUGAAUGACCGUGAUCCUCGUUUGAAAGAGAGAUCCAUUGCCAGAAAUUCUAUAUUGGAUCAGUAUGGAAAGAUCCUUCCCAGAGUGCAGAGGAAGCUGGCUGUUGAGAGGGCCAAACCUUACCAUUUGCCUUCGUCGAUUUUGCGGGAAGUUUCAAGGCCCAAGCCAUUAUCAACAGUGGCAAAACAAGCCACUGCAGCAAAUGUGCUUACAAGAGCAACUUUCAUCAAUAAUGUAUUGUCCAAAAUUGGAGAGGUGUGGACAGGAAAUGAAUUGAAGAGUAAUUAUUCACAGUGUGAUAGUCCUAGAACUGAAGAACCACCACCUGAGCUGCUCCCUGGUACAGAAUUACCUGAACCAUUCAUUGGAACCCCAAUUACAAAGUCUUCACGUAAAAGUUCCAGAUUGCUGGAUUUGGUGGUUUGUCCAGUUCCUCUGUAUUCUCCAGCACUUGAGAGGAGUUGGCAGACACCCUGUAGAGUUGCUGCUUCUUGCAUCGUUUCCAGCCCACUGCAGUCAACGUCACAGAGUUCCGUGUCUCACAAGAAAGUUUCAAGACCAUCAGAGUUAAAUUUGCUGGAGACUCCUAUUGUGGUUAAGAGAGCCAAAGCUUUAGCCACAUCUGCUGCUUCCUCUGGUUUCCCUGGGUUUACUCCUCAAUCUAUUUUGAGAUCCAGUCUUCGCACCACACCUGUAGCAACUCCUUCUGUAUCACCAGGAAGAUCAAUAACUCCUCCUUUACGGGCAAAGGAAACUAGAAUUUCUUUCCUGGAAGAGAACACAACUACAAAAUGGACAGCUGGGGUGACAGGAGAUAAUACACAAUUUAUAGCUUCAUCUCAACAUAGUCUUGGAGUUCAAAUGGAGGGCACUGUGUCUAAGAACAGAGAUGAAGUUGCUCCCUUUACUUCGAGCAGUCAUGAGGAAGAUCAUGUUGAAUUGGAUGAAUCCUCAGAAGACAUAACAGGAGAUGACUUGGAGAAAAUGGAAGUCAGCAAAGAAACUAGUGAUUUUUCUGCCAGGUCAGACCAAACUACUUUGGAAUAUCAAGAUGCAAAAUCACCAGGUGAUUUUGAAGAUGAUGUUAUCUUUAUAGCCUUGAAACCAGCAGAUUCCUCCACUGAAGAUGCUGCUGAUGUACAGAAGAAAAUGGAAGAAAAAAUUAGUGAAGUGGUAGAAAACAAACCUUCACAGACUGAACAAGCAGCUUCUUCAGAGUUGGAGAAACAAACUGAAUUUGAGGGAAAUUUGAAAACUGAAUGUCCCACCCUUCCUGAAAAUGGUGCAUCAGCAUAUCAAGCUGCUGAGGCCUCUGCUCCUUUGACAGCGAGUGAAAGUUCACAAGCUGAAACCAUCAAUCAGGAGCCCCAAAUUCAGUCUUCAUCAGAAGAAAGAGAACUGCUUAUUACAAUAAGUUCGCAGUCCUUGGAACCACCAAGAACAGCUGCAAUCGGUAUACUUGACAGUGAGGAAGUCAUUAGAACUCACUCAGAAAAUCAGCUUGGAAAGGAAAAAGGUACAGACUUGCAUGAAAACCAGAACCCAGAGGAGGCUGCAGUAGCAGAAAAUGUUCUCUUGCAAGAAGAAAGAACAACUUCUAACAGGGUUCCUGAGACUCAAAUUCAUAUUGUUGAAGAUGGCACAUUUCAUGCACAAGCUGCAGAAGAAGCAGCCAAAACAUCUCCAGGCAAUGAGCUACAUCCAUCUGACAGUCUUAAACUUCAGUAUAAUUAUGGUUUUGUCGAAGAUCAGUUCCCUUGUGAUUUACUGGAUAGUAAAGACACUGAUGAAAAUGAUGCAGCUGAAGGGGAUGCAGAGCUUUUAUCUCAGGACAAUUUUACUUUAGUUUUAGAAGGAGAAGAAGGGGAAGCUGAAACAGAAGAACCUGCAGGAUUAGAUUCUAUUUCUGAACCAGUUAGCAGAAAAAUAGAGGACAAAUGUAUCAGUAGCCUAGGAAGUACUGACAGCCAAGAGUGUGUUACGAAUUCAGUGUCCACUGUAACUAGUGACCAAGAGUCUCAAAAUCUGGCAGAAGCACUCCCAUAUGUGCCUGAGCCUAUUAAAGUUGCUAUUGCUGAAAAUUUAUUAGAUAUAAUCAAAGACACAAGAAGUAAAGAAUUCACUUCUGAAGUUGUAGAACAGUCGAUUCAUGAAAGUAUACCAUUAAUAGGUAAGAAGGUAACUGGUUUCCAGAAGUCAAAGACUUCACUAACAUCUGUUCAGGAAACAAGUGAAGAUACUUCCACUGUUCCACAAGUAGAGUAUGUUGUCACCCCUAGAACACGCAAAAGGGGACAAAUGAGCAAAAGUCUACGUAUCCCUUCAACUGAUGAACAGUUGUCAAGGAUAGGUAAGCCAGAUCUGUUGGGACUAUCUAUCCUCAGGAGAAGUGCUAGACGAACUUCAGAAACUUCUGAAAGUUCUCGGCUUCAGUUGAAGGAAAAAGUUCAAGAUGAACGAAUAGCUUCAGUCCCUGUUACACCUAGGAGAGGCUCCAGGAAAACUAAGUUGACUACUUUAGAAAAAUCAGCAAAUGUUCAUUCUAGCCAUUCAGAGGAGCUACAAAUAGCUGCUACUCCAAGGAGAGGGUUAAGGAGAACAAAGCAAGCCACGCAAGAACUUAAUGAGCAGGUUGAUGAGGAAACAUCAUUUGCUGAAGAUGCAAUAAAGUUGUCUGCUACUUCUAGAAGGACUGGCAGAGGUUCAAAAAGUUCAGUAGGGUAUAGAGGAAGAAGGCAACUCAUCACUGAUCACAAGUUAAAAAUGGUAGUCAGUCCCAGUAGAAGCACAAGAAAAUUAAAGAGAGUUAGUUUACAACUUACUGAAAAUAUCAUUAGUGAUCAGGACCCCAGUGAGCAGCAGUUGCCUGUGCCAGCUAGAAGAGGAAGGAGAAGAAAAAUGGGUACACCACAGAUUUUAGAAAAAUCUGAGCGUGACUCAUCUAUUUCAUCUCUUCAUCAAUUAGAACUUAAACUCCCUGUCACUCCUAGAAGAAAUUUUAGGCGCGGGGCCCUAAAUUUCCCAGCAAGUUCAGAAUCUCUACUUUCUCAGGAAGACGUGCAUUCAGGAGAGAGCAAGAAAAUGCUUGACACUCCAAGAAGAUCAACAAGAGUUACAACUAUUAAAGCAGAAAAAACAGAUACUGGAGAACCCACUCUAGAGAAAACACCUGUUCAGCCAGUAUUGGCUACCAACAAGACUCCAAGAAAGCGUGGACGUCCAAGCAAAAAGAGCCAACUGCCAUCAGUGUUGCAGGAAAUUGCAGAAGAAGUAGUCUUGCAUCAAGGAACUGAGGGAAGUCCUUUGCCAACUGCAGACGCAACUAAAUCAAGGUUUGAUGAAACAGUGAGGACUCUAGCUGACAGUGAUAGUCGUGUCACAAGGACCAGAUCCAGUAAAAUCAGCAUGCAUCAGAACCUUUCCAUAGAGGAAAACAAAUCCUUCUUUUUCUCUCCUCCUCUCACAAAGCUGACAAAGAAAUCACAAGCUGAAAAAACAGAGGAUCCUGUACAGCUCAAGGAUUUAGAUCCAGAAUUGUCUUCCCAGUUUGUCUUCUCACCCCCUCACUUGAGGUCCAGGAGAAAACAUGUACCUGCUAUUUCAAGGAUUGUGAAAGAGCUGGAUCUUCCCACUAAAGAGGAGGAAGAUACCAAAUCCACAGAAUCUGUGGGAAAGCAGAAGGUGAAGAGAGGUAGAAUUGCAAAAGCAAAAACGAAGCAAGCAAGCAAAGCCACAGGGAAAGAAAGCUCUUGGUCACCUCCACCAGUAGAGAUUAAAUUCAUUUCUCCUUUUGGAAGUUCAGUGGAUGGGACAAGAGGCAAACAGAAAGAAUCCGCAGAAGCAACAGAAAAGACUCUUCGAAAGAACAAAAAGAGACUGUCUAAUUUUCCAAAGCCAGUUGUGCGCCGGAAGAUGCUAUAACUGUUUUUUUAAGUUUGUAAUGUACACCACUGUUUGUAAAGUCAUCAGAAUUGUGUGGAUUAUUAAAUAAGAACAAAAUCAUCUAAUUUGGAAGAGAAUAAUUUAUAUAAAUUAUUGUAAAAUUUCAUAAACAAAUGGUCUUCAAUAAGUAACUCCAUAUGGAGUGUGAUUUCUUCAGUCAAUGCAGUUUUUUCUAUUUUAUAUUAAGACUUCAUACAUUUAUAUAAUAUGUAAAUACAGCUUAUUUUAGGAAUGUUAAAUAAAACUGUAUACUUCACAAUAUACAUAUUGUCUAUUAGCUUUUUGAGGGAAUAAGCGUUGAGUGGCCUGAAUUGCUUGAGGGCAUCUUAAUGUUGGCUUGCUGCAGUUGGUACCCCUCAAAUCUGAGGCCAAAACUUGUUUUUUAAUGGUUUGUUUUUACUUAAUGAAUAAAAAAUAAAAAUCUGACAACUGUUUUAAAAUUUCUAGAAAAAUGUUUGACCCGUUGGCACCAAUAGUUGGGACUGCAACACAACUGCUAAUUCCAUAUAUACAUGACUAAGAUGUACUGUAUUGAAGUCGGAAUGUAAACAAUUGUAUUGAAGCUGUGCAAUAUUUUUUGUAUUUGUCUUAAAUUUUGGAAAAGCUGCUCUUGAGUUUAUAAAACUAGAUCACACCUCAGCUGUUUCACUUUUUUCAUGCCUAACUAUAUGUACUUGAAUGCUUAUAGUAAUGUAUUAUAUAUAGUCCAUCAGAUUUAAAGGGGCUUUGUUCACAUUGAAUUUUGUCCCAAAAUUGGAAAACAUAUUUCCAUAACAUUGAGAGAAAUUCUACCACAACUUAAGUAAUGAACAGUUGUCUGCAAGCAUGUAUUAUCCUGUAACAUUAGAAAACCCAUGCACUGCAGCACAGGAAAACCUUUAGGUGAAUUGGAUUUCCUUUACUUCAAGCAGAGAGAAAUGCAUAAAGUGUCCAAAGAUCAUAGCUACGAACUAGAUUUUUUUUUUCUCACCUACUUUAUUGAAAACUAGGUUGUGAAAAAUUUCCUUAUACAGUCUAAAAUAACACGAAUUAUAAGGGAAGAAGGUAUUCCUUGUUAAGGCAGAUAUUGGAAGUGUUAUUUUGGUCUCCUAAGGCAUCAGCCUUAAUUCUUUUGGACAUUUUUUAUGACAUUUUAUGUAUGUUAAUUUGUAUCUAGAUGCAACUUUGAAGACUUUACAAUAGAGUGGGACUUGAAAUUAAACUUUUUAAUUAGUGAAAGCUACUGCAGUUACAUGAAGAAAUAAUUUAUCAGGUAACUUAUACCUUAUACAUAAUGAGUGAACAUAUUAAUAAUUAAGAUUUGAAAAAGAAAAUGUCAUUGGCAGUGUGUUUGAUUUCUCAAAACAGGGUAGUCUAGAGAAGCAGUUGUGUGCACUUUAAAUAAUUGUCUCCUUUGGAAUAUCCUUGGAAGAGUUUCUGGAAGUAGUAAAAAAAACAAAAAACAAAAAAACAUGCCAAGCAUUGACAGUGUGAAAGUGGCAGUUCGGGUGAGACCUUUCAGUCAGGUUAGUAGUUAUUAUUCUGAAUGUUACUAUACUUAGAUUUAUGUUUUAGUAGGCUUCUUUUAAGGGUAAACUCUGAAGCUCUAACGUGAGAAGAUUAUAGGGCUGUUACCAAAAUAAAAUGUAGUCGUGCAGUGAAUAACUUAAAGGGGCGAACUUUAAAAUGGCAAAAGAAAACCGAUUUAAGGAAACCCUGAGUUGUACAUCCUUAAAAUGUUGUUUUAAGUGUUUAAAUACCUCUUAAAAUAGAACUGAAUUAAUAAAAUUGUGGUGAAGGUUGCUUCACAGGAUUUUAA